UAAUCCAAUGUAUUAUCAACAAUACAAUGGACCAUUGAAUUAUGAGCUUAAUAGCAGUAAUGGAUUAAUACCAUUGGAGCAUAAUGACUAUCCACUGAUAUCAGUUAUGAUGAAGCCAAUUCCUUCAGUGACUGAAACAUCAUCCUCUACUGUUACUGAAGACAUUGAUACUGUUGCUACAAUGGCAAUGCUAUCAUCCUCCACCACUACAACAGAUAUUGUAAUGACACCUAAUAGCAUUCUUACAUCAACAGAAGUCAUAUACUACUCUACCAGUUUACAUUACACUACUACUCUUUCCUUAUUGAGUACUACAUCAUUAUUCCCCACUAAUACCUUUGGGGAGUUAGUAUUAUCAUCAGUUCCUUCUAUUUUGCUCUCAUUUUGUCGUCAAAUUGCUUCAGGAAUGGAGCACUUGUCAAGGAAGAAGUUUGUUCACAGAGAUCUUGCAGCAAGAAAUAUAUUAGUAUCAGAUAAAGGAACAGGAAUAUGCAAGAUUGCUGACUUUGGUAUGUCAAGGGAUCUACAAAAUGAAUCUUAUUAUAUUUCACAAGCAAAAAAGAUUCCAAUAAAAUGGACAGCACCAGAAGCAUUACAUUAUAAGAAAUAUUCGAGUGCUAGUGAUGUGUGGAGUUAUGGAGCUGUAAUGUAUGAGAUUUGGUCUUUAGGACAUAAACCAUUUGAACUAUAUACCAAUCAAGAAUGCAUUAGACUGGUUGAUUCAGGCUAUAGAUUACCACCUCCUCCAGGAUGUCCUAAACCAAUGUAUAAACUAAUGAUGCAAUGCUGGAAUCCUGAUACUUACAAUCGCCCAAGUUUCUCAGAUAUAUCAUCAAGUCUAUCCUCACCUGAUAAACAAUUACUAAUGAUUAAUAAAGAGGAUCCUGUUACUGUUCUGGGUGGAGCUUUAGAAACAAGCCACUCCCUCUACACCGACUUACAGUACAUGUACAAGAACUGAUUUUAUCUCCAUCUUCUUUUUUUUAAUUUAUUGCAGACAGAAUUGUAAUUUUUGUUAUAUCCCCAUUACUACCAUUUGUUGUUUGUAUGAAAUGUAUUGUGACAGUUUA
Molecule: messenger RNA, 1070 nt
Organism: Amphimedon queenslandica
Lineage: Eukaryota; Metazoa; Porifera; Demospongiae; Haplosclerida; Niphatidae
Product: tyrosine-protein kinase Srms-like
Exons: 7
Coding region: 8-961 (317 amino acids)
Biological process (GO): protein phosphorylation; multicellular organism development; cell surface receptor protein tyrosine kinase signaling pathway
Cellular component (GO): plasma membrane; signaling receptor complex
Molecular function (GO): transmembrane receptor protein tyrosine kinase activity; ATP binding
Source: RefSeq, a predicted model, not a curated record